GAAAACGAGGCCAGCAGUAGCCCAAAACCACGAACAUCCCAAGUCCCCAAACAAGAAACCAGAGAGAGAGAGAGAGAGAGGAGGCAGCUGGAGCCGGCCGCUCCAGCCUCCAGCUGAGAGCCUCGAGAGGGAGGGAGAUCUUCGGAUGGCGAUGGGUGACGCGAAGCCGUCGGUGCUAAUCCCGAUGCCCAGCCGCGACCGCGACCGCGACCGGGACCGGGACCGGGACCUGCUCGUGCCGACCGCCGCCGUCGCCACCCAUGCGUCCCCGUCCGCCCGCGCCGUCGCCGACUCCGACGACGACGAGAGCAAGCCCUCCUCUGCCUCCGCCGCCGCCGCCGCCGCGCAGACCGGCCGCGAGGCGUUCCAUAAGGUUGUGCAUAGCUGGGCGUCCAAGAAGUUCAUGACCGGAUGUGUCAUCCUCUUCCCAAUUGCAGUUACAUUCUAUGUGACAUGGUGGUUCUUUCGUUUUGUGGAUGGCUUUUUCUCCCCAAUAUAUGCUCACUUGGGAAUCAAAAUAUUUGGGCUUGGUUUUGUAACAUCGAUAUCUUUCAUUUUCGUGGUUGGUGUAUUCAUGUCAUCUUGGCUGGGGGCAUCUAUCCUUGGUCUCGGAGAGUGGUUCAUAAAACGAAUGCCAUUUGUUCGCCAUAUUUAUGAUGCAUCUAAGCAAAUCAGUGCUGCCAUUUCACCUGAUCAAAACAAGCAUGCAUUCAAGGAAGUGGUCAUCAUUAGGCACCCAAGAAUUGGCGAAUAUGCAUUUGGAUUUAUCACUUCGGAAGUUCUACUUCAGGGUUAUUCUAGUGAAGAAAAGAUGUACUGUGUUUAUGUUCCAACCAACCAUCUCUAUAUUGGGGACAUAUUUCUGGUCAGCUCAAGUGACGUGAUUAGGCCGAACAUGUCUGUUCGCGAAGGCAUUGAAAUUGUUGUCUCUGUGGGCACGACGAUGCCUCAAGUAUUAUCGAUUCUGGAAACUGAGCCAAACCAGUUGAACAGGAUCAGAUCCACUCGAAGCUGAGAUGACUUUACAUUUUGUAAUUUCGUGUUCCAGAGUCCUUGUUUGUGUAAGUACAGGAGUAGGUUCUGACAGAUUGUACAGUUCUCCUGGGUGGAAAGCAAAAUCUGUUUGUGGACACAUGUCACCUGAACGCGAUUGCUUGUAUGGCAGUCUCAGCUUCUUCAGAAAUGUAACUUAGCAGUUGAAGUGGAGUUGACCUAUGUCAAGAAUUGUCAAGUUUUGCCGUGGAAGAAUUUUUUAACCCAUUGGUUCAUGCGUGUCCCAAGAGUCUUGUGAGGCCAGUUUGAGUGGGAGCGAUCCUCUCUCUUUUUUUUUUGCCUUUUUUUUUUGCCUCCUUUUGCAGUCUGGUUCAAACUUGAUCUGAAUCCCAAAAAGGUUGUACUAGUACGUGAUGGUCUAAAAGGCCUCCAGCAGUUUCCAUUCCUUCAAUUUUACUACAACUUAUAAUGGUACAAACGGAGUCAGUUGCAUGCAGCA
This is a messenger RNA of Sorghum bicolor (sorghum), 1492 nucleotides long. Its product is annotated as protein LIKE COV 1. The coding region runs from base 146 to 1015 and encodes 289 amino acids. The transcript has 7 exons. NCBI's taxonomy places the organism in Eukaryota, Viridiplantae, Streptophyta, Magnoliopsida, Poales, Poaceae. Gene Ontology annotation, cellular component: Golgi apparatus. The record is from RefSeq and is a predicted model, not a curated record.